GCUACAAUUUACAUUUGUUUUUAUUUAUACCUUUGUAUAAGCUUAUUUUUUUAUACAUGGUUUAUUCCUGUUGGACCAUUAUUUGAUCUAACACGUCUUACUUCAUGUUUAAUUGGACCUAUUUCCGCGACAAACGUUGACAGGCAGUGCUCAGGUCUAUCCUAAACAUGGCCACCAUGAUGGAGUAAAGCGUCAACUUUAAAUUUCACAUUUUUAGAAGAAAACUUAUACAUUUUCUGUAUUUUGACAGGAAUGUUUCAACGGAAAAAAUUAUAUCAAUCAUCUUAUCCAUAUGAAAUCCUUGGAUAAAGUUUCUUGUUGGAUUUAAUACUGGUUUAAGUUGUCUGGAAGCUGGAAAGGAAAAAGAGAAUUGCAUCAAUUCCGUAAGCGUUUUCUUUUCUCUCGAUAGUUUUAAAGCUUUUACAAACCUUUUGUGGGAUUUUUCAAGUUGUGGAUCUAUUUUAAUUGGAAUCAUUUUGCUGCGAAUAAUUGAAGAAACGAAUGAGAUGUAUUUUAUCAUUUUUAUGCGUUUUCCAGUGGAAAGUGAAUCUUGGUGGUCGAAGGGAGAGUAGUAAUGUUCACUGGUUGACGUACUUUUUAAGAAGCCAAGAAACUGAAGAAUACAUAAAGGGAUAUAACAGUUUUAUGUAUGGUUUUGAGGCGCCGAAAGUGCACCGGUCAUUUCCCCCAUAUUUUUGAAUUGGUGGAUGAACGAGUUAGCUAUACCCCCAACCCCACUUAUACUAAACGAAAGUAUUACAUUUCUCAUAUGGCUUUAAAGGUCAUGAAGGAAAUACAUCUAAACUUCUAGUUUAUAAAAGAAUGUCAUCAGAGGACAAGAGUCUGGAUCCAUCUGACUACGGACCGUCUACUCCCCUGAGUAGCACCCCCUCAGACAGCCCCUCCCCUGCCCCCACAGACAAGCGCCCCCGCGGCCGGCCUCGUAAGGAUGCAGGAUCCGGCAUACCCACACCCAAAAAGAAGGGCCGUAGCAGAGGCCGAGCCCAGGCUGAGGAUGAAGACAGCAUGGACGGGACGGAGACUGCCGAAGCCGAGAACACGCAGGAUAUGGAAGUUAAGGAGCUGGUCCUGGAUGUCGAGGAGAUCAUGGUGCCCAGCCCCGUGCCCAGCCCCAUUGACGACAGACCACUCUUCCAGCGCUCCGUGUCGGAGGACUCUGCAGGAUCCUCCGCCUCGACCCUGGUGCACGCCAAAGUCCGUGAAAAGCUGUGUGCCUUCUGCUACUGUGGCGAGAGGAGUUUCCUGGGCCAGGGUGACCUGAUGGUGUUCGGCCCCACGCCGGGUUACGUGCCACUGCACAUCCGCAACCGCCGAGGCAGCUCGGAGAAGGACGAUGACUACCACGAAGAGGACUUCCAAGACGACGACCACGACACCAAGAGCCCAGGGCUGCGCGACGGCGGGAGGGGCCUUAAAAAGGUCAGCUCUCCAGACAGUGGUCUUCACUCCUCCUCGGCACCCGGCAGCACGGAUCCCUUCGGCGAGGAGCCAGCCCCUAAGUUCUGGGACAAGCUGGGUCAGAUCGGCCUCCCCGACGAGAUCAACGUCCAGUCCCUGUUUGACCCCACAGGCCAGUGCUGUGCCCACCUGCACUGUGCCGCCUGGUCCGAGGGGGUGUGUCGCGGCGAGGCCCAGGACUCACUGCUUUACGUGGACAAAGCCAUAGACUCAGGGAGCACAGAGUGCUGUGCAUACUGUAAGCGCCUUGGAGCAUCCAUCAAGUGCUGUGAGGAGGGCUGCUGCCGCUCCUACCAUUUCCCCUGCGCCGCCGCUGCUGGAACGUUCCAGGACCUGCGCCGACACACCCUCCUCUGCCCUGAUCACCUCCAGCUAGCCUCACAAAGAUCUAAAGAGGAGGUGAAGUGCUUGUUGUGUGACAGUGCUGGAGACCUGCAGGACCAACUCUUCUGCACCUCGUGUGGGCAGCACUACCACGGGGCGUGUCUGGACGUGAGUGUCACCCCCCUGAAGAGGGCCGGCUGGCAGUGCCCCGAGUGCAAAGUCUGUCUGACCUGCAGGAACCCGGGGGAGGACAGCAAGAUGCUGGUCUGUGACACGUGCGAUAAAGGCUAUCACACCUUCUGUCUCCAGCCUACCAUGAAAUCCAUCCCCACCAACGGUUGGCGGUGCAAGAACUGUCGGGUGUGUUCUUUGUGUGGGGUCAGGCUGGCGGGCCAGUGGGCCCACAACAUCACACUGUGCGAGGGUUGCCAUGGGCAACCGGAGGAGCCCGCCCCCACCCUGCAGUGCUCACUGUGUGUGAGGGGCCAAGGCCCCGGUGACGCUCCUGGAGACGCCCCUAAAGACGACCACCUCACCUGCCGCACCUGCAAGAGGUGGCUUCAUGGGGAGUGUGAGAAGCAGGCAGGGGGUGACCCAGACCUCCACCCACAGGCCGACUACGUCUGCACCGUCUGUAAGCAGGUGGAGAGCGACAUGGUGGAAACCCCGGCCAGCCCCAUCCAGGAAUCCACAGAACCAGAACCAGAACCCACUAUGGAUGUCUUUAUGGCUGUGGUGGAGGAGGAGGUGUCGCUGGAGGAUGAGGUGUGUCCAAGCCCUCAGCUGGAGGAUGAGGCGUGUCUUAGUGGUCAGCUGGUACAAGAGGCCUGUCCGAACUAUCAGCUGGAAGAAGAGGCGCGUCGUAGCGCUCAGAAGGAGGAGGAGGAGGCGCAUCGUAGCGCUCGACUGGAGGAGGAGGAGCGUCCCGGCCCUCGGCUGGAGGAGGAGGGGCGUCCCGGCCCUCGGCUGGAGGAGGAGGGGCGUCCCGGCUCUCGGCUGGAGGAGGAGGGGCGUCCCGGCCCUCGGCUGGAGGAGGAGGGGCGUCUGGGCCCUCGGCUGGAGGAGGGGCGUCCGGUCCCUCGGCUGGAGGAGGAGGGGCGUCCGGUCCUCGGCUGGAGGAGGAGGGGCGUCCGGGCCCUCGGCUGGAGGAGGAGGGGCGUCCGGGCCCUCGGCUGGAGGAGGAGGGGGCGUCCGGGCCCUCGGCUGGAGGAGGAGGGGCGUCCGGGCCCUCGGCUGGAGGAGGAGGGGCGUCCGGGCCCUCGGCUGGAGGAGGGGGCGCGUCCCGGCCCUCGGCUGGAGGAGGGGGCGCGUCCGGGCCCUCGACUGGAGGAGGGGGCGCGUCCGGGCCCUCGACUGGAGGAGGAGGGGCGUCCGGGCCCUCGACUGGAGGAGGAGGGGCGUCCGGGCCCUCGGCUGGAAGAGGGGGCGCGUCCGGGCCCUCGGCUGGAGGAGGAGGGGCGUCCCGGCCCUCGGCUGGAGGAGGGGGCGCGUCCGGGCCCUCGGCUGGAGGAGGAGGGGCGUCCGGGCCCUCGGCUGGAGGAGGGGGCGCGUCCGGGCCCUCGCCUGGAGGAGGAGGCGCGUCCGGGCCCUCUAAAGGAGCCCAAAGAGGCUCCAUCAGGUGCUGAACUGGCGCAGGAGAUUCAGGUGACAGUUACCCUGACGGAGGGCCGGGAGUCUCCCCAGAGGUCUGGAACUCUAGCGGACGUGUCACCAUUCGCCUCCCAGAUUCCCGCCUCACCCGUGGACGAUUUCCAACAGGAACUGGAAAUAUCAGACUCUUUACAAACGGGAAAAGGUGCAGCGCCCGAGGAGGCAUUACCCUGUGAUGUAGAGGGGGAGGAGACCAAAUCGGAGGACUCAAAAACCACUUUAGUCACGCCCACCAAAGAAAUAUCCCAUGAGCCUUUGGAGGAGACUACCGAGGAGGCUCCUGUAGAGGAGGAGGAGCCUAUGGAAGUAGCACCUGUAGAAAUGGAGCCUUUGGAAUUGGCUGCAAUGGAGACUACUGUUGAGGAGAAUGUUCUGGAACCCAUGCAGGAGGUGCAGGAUGCAGUUGCAGAAAAAGCGGUUGAGGAGAAGUUGCAGGAGUUAGAGAACGAGGAGUUGCCUCAAAGUAUUUUGGACGAGGGGGAGGUGUUGCUUCCAAAUAUAUUGCCUGUUGUAGAGGAUACAAUCAGAGAAAAGGAGCUUAGUCCCAUGGCUGAACUGCCUGAACUGGAGAGCACCGUAGACAUGGAUACUACGGUAGAAAUGGAUAUCAUUCCCGCCAGCGACCGCAGCUUCUCGGAAUUCAGCUCGCCGAGGGGAGAGGAUAAAGCCCCCAAGGCCUCCCAUAGAAUGUCUCCCGAGCUCUCGCUCAUGCUGAUCCAGUCCCCCUUCCCUACAGAGUCCUUCCCCAAGGAGGCCAGCCCUCCUUGUGUUCAGGUCCAAAUCCAGGCCCAGGCUCCGCCACAGGCCCAGCCUCAUUCUGGAUACAGUGCUAGUGUGCCUCCCACCACCACAACCUUUUUUCCCUUAACUCCCAAGAUUGGCAUGGGGAAGCCUGCCAUCUCCAAGAGGAAGUUCUCCCCUGGGAGGCCAAGGGUGAAGCAGGGUGCAUGGAGUAACCGUAGGGCAGUGAGCCCUCCCUCUUGGUCCCAGCAGGACCCCUCAGAGGGGGGGUGGGACGGCCCAAAAAACAGGCAGCUGCAGGAGGCGCCCGUCUGGAGCAUGAGAGUGGGUCGUGGUUCUGGCUUCCCUGGAAGGCGGAGGCCCCGCGGGGCCAGCCUGUCUGGGCGCGGGGGCCGCGGACGCUCCCGAGGACUCAAAGUCGACACCAUCCCCGCCGUGACCCCUGUGGCCAGCUUUGUGGAGCAGCUGUACGCGAUGAAAGAGGAGGAGGAGAACGCCAUGCACAACACUGUGGUCAUGUUCUCAACCUCAGACCACUUCACUCUCAGACAGGACAUGUGUGUGGUGUGUGGUAGUUUUGGCCAGGGGGCAGAGGGCAGGUUGCUGGCCUGCUCCCAGUGUGGCCAGUGUUACCACCCCUUCUGUGUCAAUGUCAAGAUCACCCGGGUGGUGCUGAGUAAAGGCUGGCGCUGUCUGGAGUGCACGGUGUGCGAGGCGUGCGGCCAGGCCAGCGACCCGGGCCGCCUGCUGCUGUGUGACGACUGUGACAUCAGCUACCACACCUACUGCCUGGACCCACCCCUGCAGACGGUGCCCAAGGGCAGCUGGAAGUGCAAGUGGUGUGUCUCCUGUACCCAGUGCGGUGCCACAUCCCCCGGCCUGAGGUGUGAUUGGCAGAACAACUACACCCAGUGCAGCCCCUGUGCCAGCAUGGCAUCGUGCCCGAUGUGCACGCGCAGCUACCGUGAGGACGAGCUCAUCGUGCAAUGCCGCCAUUGUGACAGGUGGAUCCACGCCUGCUGCCAGGGCCUGAACACAGAUAAGGAUGUAGAGAAUGCAGCAGAUGAUGGCUUUGACUGCACCAUGUGUCGAAUGCACGCUCUGCCUUCACAGGGCAAAGUGGAGGCCCUCCUAUCUGACGGCUGCGAGGCCCCGAUGGUGGCCCAGAUUGUGACUAAAACGAGAGAAGCAGACAUCCAGAAGACAUACACCCAGGACGGGGUGUGUCUGACCGAGUCUGGCCUGUGCCAGCUGCAGAGCCUGGUGGUGCCCUCUUCCUCGACCCGCCGAGGGCAGAACAGGCGGCCCAAACCCAAGCUCAAGCUGAAGAUCAUCAACCAGAACAGCGUGGCUGUGCUCCAGACCCCACCAUACCCCCACUACUCAGAGCUGUCCCGGGAUGGGGAUGGGUACAUGGACGACAGCCGAGAAGGGGACCUCCUGAUGGACUAUGACAUCAAGUCGGACUCCAGUCUGGAACGGGAGCCUGUCGAUGACGACGCCAAGGGGGCCAAGGGCGCCGACGGCAACAAGAAAAGGAAGAGGAAACCUUACCGGCCCGGUAUUGGAGGGUUUAUGGUCCGCCAGAGAAGCAGGAUGGGACAAGGUAAAUCCAAACGAUCCCUAUCCAGGAAAUACUCAACAGGGUCAUUACCUGAGAAUCCAAUGUGCAAAGAGGAAGCGUGGAACAAGACGGAGAGUACUCCAGUGGAGGAGACCCCACUGGUGCCUGAAUGUCUGGAGAAGGUCAGGAAAAGAUACCGCAAAAAGAGAACCAAACUGGAAGAGGAGUUCCCUUCGUACCUGCAGGAGGCCUUCUUUGGGAAGGAGCUGCUGGACAAGAGCAAGCAGAGCAAGCAGAGCAGGCAGGCGAGCCUGGUGACCACAGGGUUCUGUGAGGAGAACUCAGGGGCCCAUGCAGGGAGCAAACCCCCCAACGCCAGCUUCCUGGACCCCUCCUCAGGGGCCCAUGCAGGGAGCAAACCCCCCAACGCCAGCUUCCUGGACCCCUCCUCAGACCCGCUGCUCAGCGCUACCUCGACCACCACACCCAUCAGCAAAGCAGGAGGACUACGGGACCUUUCGGAAGCCCUGAGCACGGAUGCAGAUCUCCUGGGAAUGCUGUCGGGUGAUCUGGUGAAGACGGGGCAUGACUCAGGUCUUGAUUUAUGCCCUUUCCAGGUCGACAGCCCUCCCUCUCCGUUUGCUGGUCUGGACAUGGCCCCCAUCCCUGAUGAUCCCAUUGGGCCCUGUCAGGGCUCUACAGGCCGGGGGCCCAGUGCUCUACAGGAGGAGCCUCUGGAUGUCAUCCUGAGCCCAGAACUGGACAAGAUGGUCGCAGAUGGUGCAAUUCUCAGUAAACUCUACAAAAUCCCAGAGCUGGAGGGGAAGGAUGUGGAGGACCUCUUCACAGCGGUCCUGAGUCCCAGCACCAGCCAGCCUCCACAGCUGCCUCACCCCCAACUGGGCCACCCUGGGCCCAAUGGACCUGGAGCCAUGGCUCUUCCAAACACAGGUGACGGUGGGAUGUUCCCCCGCAUGCCAAUUAUAAACGGCAUGAUGGGGCCCAACCCCCAUUUUCCUCCAACUCCCAUGAUGCCCGGCGGCACAAGCCCCUGUGGCCCGGGCAACUUCUCACCCAUCCACAGAAUGCCUUUCCCAGAGAAUAUGAGGGACAAGAAGUUUAGCCAGAUGGGGGGUGACAUAGUGGUUCCAUGGAGCACCCCUGGCCCCGUCCCCCCUCCGGAGGGAGAGACAGACACUAUGUCCAACGCACAGAGGAGCACGCUGAAGUGGGAGAAGGAGGAGACUCUGGGCGAGAUGGCCACUGUGGCCCCAGUCCUUUACACCAACGUCAACUUCCCCAACCUCCUAGAGGAGUUCCCAGACUGGGCUAUGAGAGUGAAACAGAUCGCAAAAUUAUGGAGGAAAGCCAGUUCCCAGGACAGGGCCCCAUAUGUGCAAAAGGCACGCGAUAACCGGGCAGCGCUGCGCAUUAACAAAGUUCAGAUGUCCAACGAUACGCUGAAGAGACACCAGAAUCCUCACCAGCAGCAGCAGCCGUUGACUGAUCCCUUUGACCCCAAUAGUGUCCCCAUGGACGCUGAGAUGCUCUUCAAAGAUGCACUCAAGCCCAAGGAGUCUGAGCACGAGCAGGAGUGGAAGUUCAGACAGCAAAUGAGACAAAAGAGCAAGCAGCAGGCGAAGAUCGAAGCCACUCAAAAGCUGGAGCAGGUGAAAAAUGAGCAGCAACAACUGCAGCAGCAGCAGCAACAGCUGUUUAGCAGUCAGUCAUGUGGAGAUACAACACCUAAUAGUGGCAACCAGAGCCCCAUGACGCCUCAGCCCAGCAAUGGUGGUAAGUCUGGAAACUCAUCCCCUCUGCAGCCAAUAGCGUCUAAGGAUGGCUUCGCUAGACCCCAACUCCCAGUCACGCCCACCUCCGAGUCACAGGAUGACGUGUUCCUCAGACCACAGCUCCCACCUCCGUCCUCGAGGACGCCCACCCAGGAGAACUCGUACCCCCAGCAGGGACCAUCCUCCCAGCCCCAGUCACCACAGAUGUUCUCCCCAAGUUCCUCCUCAGGCUCCCGGCCAUCCUCGCCUUGGGACCCCUACGCCAAAAUGGUGGGCACCCCGAGACCACCCCCUGGGGGUGGCGGAUCCACCACGCCCCAGCGGAACUCUUUGUCAAAGAUGCAGGAAAGGGGAGGGAGGCCUUCCCCGGCACACGAGUCCUUUGGCUCGCCCACGUCUGGUAAUGCUGACCCCUAUGCUAAGAUGCCAGACACCCCCAGGCCACCUGACCCGUUUGUUAAACCCAUGGGACCCGCCAGGGUGGGCCCUUCAGGACUCGUUGAGCAGCAGCAAAAGCAGCAGGUCAGGCACAUAAUGAGCCCUCCCUCUGGAGGAGAAUCAUUUUCCAGGAUAGGGGGCCACCGAGCUGAGGUCUACCAGCGCAUAUCUCACAACCGCAUGAUCCUCUCAGACCCCUACUCCAGGCCUUUGCUCACUCCCAUCCCCGGCAGCAACGAGUCGGGCUCCGUGCCGGUGUUCAAAGCCCCCAUGCCUCCCCAGCAGUCCCAGCAAGAGCCCUAUGGUGGCCCUAUGCCUGGGGGACUUAGACGAGGGCCAUCUGAUGGCUUUCCCCAAGGACCACAGGCCGACCCCUAUGCCCAGCAGCCUCUCACCCCCCGUCCGCCCAUGGGGGAAGGGUUCCCCAACGAGCUCAGGAUGAUGCGCCAACCCCAGGAGGGCCAUUUCUCUCAACCCAUGCCAAUGAUGAGACACCCUCACAGAAACUCAUACGCCCAAGCACCAUCUGCCCCGAGGCCAGAUAAUUCCCAGCAGAUGCCUGACCCUUACGCCCAACCGAUAGGCACCCCCAGACCUCCCUCUGAUGGCUAUGCCCAACCUCCCGGCACCCCAAGGCCACACUCAGAUCCUUCAUACCUGCAGACGCCACCUAGCCUUCAUCUAGACCAGUUUCCCCAGCAGCACCCAGCCAAUCGCAGACAGUCUCCAUCUCACUCCAUGGAUCCUUAUGCCUCCAUGCCAGGUACCCCCAGACCAGCCCCAGGGGAUAGAUUUCCCAAAUCCCCCGCUAAUCAAAGGAACAUGGACCCUUAUGCCCAACAACCCGGUACCCCUCGGUCCUCCAAUGCCAUUCUAUACGCACAGCCCCCUGGAACCCCAAGACCGCUCCUCACCGACCCUUAUGCCCAAGUUCCAGGGACGCCCCGGCCAGGAGCUGGUCCUGACGCCUUCAAUCGACUAGGCUCCAGACCGACACCCAUGUCCCAGCUCCCAGCUGACCCCUUCUCCCACCAGUCUCCAGGCAGGAUGCAGGACACGUUUUCCCGUCCAAGUGCCCCAGGCUCUCAGACAUCUAAGCACCCGGAAAUGUCGGACGAAAGUUUCUCUCUGCCGCAGUCGAAUCAUCACGGUGGUCAAACGCCGAUUCACAACCACUUUGAACAGGGUCCAAUGACACCUUGUGCUCAAGCUUCAGAAAGGCCAGCCCAUGAUAUUACCCAGUUGAGCAGCAACACUGUUGAUGCUCAGAACAGCAUGCAGCCACACCUGGGAGACACUGAGGAGAAGCUCAGACAGCGCCAGAGACUGCGCCAGCUGAUCCUGAGGCAGCAGCAACAGAAGUCUGCCAUCCUGCAAGAGAAAGGACUACGACAGGAAGCUGGUGGUGCCCCCGAUGCGGCGACACCCCGUCGCUGGUCACAAGAAGAUCCCACCCCACAGAGCGACAUGUUUGGCAGACCACCACCCCCUUACCCAGGACCCAUCAGGGGCGGUCUCCAAGUUCCUGGGGGUCAAAGGUUCCCUGGUACCUUCCUAGGGGACCAGCGAGGACCCUUCCCCAACGAGGGCCAGUUUGCGAUACCCCACUUCCCCAGGGACAUGGGCAACAUGGGCUUGAGGCCCCAAGGAAUGAGGUUUGGAUUUCCCCCCGGCCAUGAGCAACAUUUCCUCAGGCCCCCUCAUCAGAUGCCCGGCGGGCCCAUGGUCAAUAACAUUCCAACCCAGAUGCGACGGUCCCUCUCUGUGGACUUUUCCGGGGGGGGCAUGGAGGGCAUGGGGGGCAACCCCCAGAUGGGGCUCCCCCAGCACUUCCCCCCGCGGGGCCUUACCGUCCAGCAGCACAAUAUCAUGGGUCAGCCGUUCAUUGAGCUCCGCCACAGGGCCCCUGAGAACAGGAUGAUGAUGCCCUUUGGGCAUGGACCUCCCAACGUCAUGGACCCCUCCAACCAACUCCAGAGACCACCCCAGUGCUUCAUGGUUGGCCAGGAGAUGGGCUUCGCCGGGAACCAGGGACCAAGAAUGAUGGAUCCCAUGAUGGGCAGACCUUCCCAGGGAUCGGUCGGCCACAUGCAGAUCUUGGCUAGUAUGGAGAACCUGCACCAGCAGCAGACUGAAGUGCAAGUGACCACUGGGCAGCAACAGCAUCCUCCACUGAAUAGGUCACUCAGCCACCCUGUCACUAGUGAGUCACUCAAUGCAGAGCCAUCUGGUAUGCUCUUGCCUGGGUCUAGCACCAGUCAAGCGGAGGAGACUCAGAUACCCAGUGGAGACGGAAUCGACGAAAACUUGGACGCUGACGACUCUGCAGUGAAGGACCUCGAAGACGUGGAGGUCAAAGACCUGGUCGACCUGAACCUGAACCUCGACCCGGAUGAUGGUAAAGACCUGGACCUGGGACCCAACGACCUGCACCUCGACGACUUCCUCAUGUCGGGGAAGUUUGACCUCAUCGCCUACACGGACCCCGAGUUCAACCUGGAGGACAAGAAAGACAUGUUCAGUGAAGAAGAUCUGGACCUGGGUGACCCCAUGGAGGACCACCAACAGGGAGAGACCUCGGACCUCCAGAAAGCCCUGUCGCAGAAGAGGAACACCAGCGGAGACUGCACAGCCACCUCGUCCCAAUCCGUAGGGAAAUCCGACAAUGUUCAAGCGCACGGCCAAAUCAGACGGGAGGCCAACAAAUCGAAAGAGACCUUGGACAUAGUCAAAACAGAAGAGCCGAUCAAAACGGAGGUCAAAGAUGGACACAUGCAAAACCAGGAUCAGCCACCCUGCAGUGGCCAGAUUAAUUACAACAGAACCAUGACUAACCAAGAGGGCACAGGGCUGUAUGAGCAACCUGGACAGACUGGCUCGGCUCCGGUCCUCUCCAGCCUUCUGGUCAAAGAGAAACUGGAAGACACUGGGUUAGGCCCAAACGGCUCUCCUCAUCAAGGGAACAUAGCUGCCCAGCCGAACCAGGCCACUGGGCUACACCCAAACACAGGCAUGCUGAUGCUAUCUAAGCAACAUGCCCAAGACAACAACAGGCUCAAUCCCAGUGUGGCUAUGGGACAUCGGGUGAACCCUGCGUUGGUUCAGAGUAGGCUUUCAAUGGGAAACCCAAACCACAUCCUAGUGGGAAACCACAGCUUCGGGGCGUCAGCCAACCAGCAGGUGGAGCUAAACCUAGCCAUGGUGGGAGCCGGUCAGCAGCCCAUUGCCCAUGGCCUGAACCCCCAGGGCCAGCAGGGCAUGGUCCCCCAACAGCAGGGCUCCUCGCUAGAGCAGGCCGGCCCACAGAACAGGCCUCUGCUGCUGGAUGAGCAGCCCCUCCUACUGCAGGACCUGCUGGACCAGGAGAGGCAGGAGCAGCAGCAGCAGAGGCAGAUGCAGGCCAUGAUCCGACAGCACUCCAGUGACUCCUUCCCCAACAUAAACUUUGAUGCCAUCACAGACCCGAUCAUGAAGGCUAAGAUGGUGGCCCUGAAGGGAAUUAAUAAAGUAAUGGCUCAGAACAGCAUGGGAAUGCCCUCAAUAGUCAUGAACAGAGUUCAGCAGACGCCAGGAGCCCAUGGACCAGAUACUGCUGCCACUCUGCCUCAACAUGUGCUUGGACAGGACGGGAAGUUGGCUCCACAGAUGGCGAGACCGAACCCCCCAAAUUUUGGACCUGGAUUUGUCAACGACCGCAAGAGGAAGCAGUACGAGGAGUGGCUCCAGGAGACCCAACAGCUCCUGCAGAUGCAGCAGAAGUUUCUGGAAGACCAGAUUGGGGCCCACAGGAAAUCCAAGAAGGCCCUGUCAGCCAAACAGAGGACGGCCAAGAAGGCUGGCCGUGAGUUCCCUAAGGAGGACGUCGAGCAGCUGAAGCAUGUGACAGAGCAGCAGAGUGUGGUGCAGAAACAGUUGGAGCAGAUUCGGAAACAGCAGAAAGACCAUGCAGAGCUGAUAGAGGAGUACCGUGUCAAGCAGCAGCAGCAACAACAACAGCCAAGUCUCCAGGCUCCUAUGAUGCCAGGGAUGCCACCCAUGACAGGGAUGCUAGCUCAAGCAGCCCCUAUGAUGCUCAGGGGGCCCCCUUUGGGCCAGCCCAUGAUGGGGCCCAUGAUGACAAUGCAGACCCACCCCGGCCAGCCUAACCUUGCCUGCAUGCCCAACAUGCCGGGCUGGCACCCCGGGGGAGCCCCAGGACCGAUGGGAGACCCGGGUCCAAAAAUUCCAGCUCAGAUGCCCCCUGCCAGCCCUGCCCAGCUGCCCCAGCCCCAGUUACCACCCCAGGUCCAACUACCACCCCAGCCUCAGCCACCACCCUCAAUGGUGCCUGGAGUAAAAGCCACACCUGCAGGCAAAGGAGCAGGAGCCCAGGGAGCCAGCGGAGGUAACGGUGGUGGUGGCGGCAAUAGCCUCGCUGUGAAAUUUGAUGACAACAACCCAUUCAGCGAGGGCUUCCAGGAGCGCGAAAGGCGGGACCGCCUAAGGGAGCAGCAGGAGAGACAGCGGGUUCAGCUGAUGCAGGAGGUGGACAGGCACCGGGCCAUGCAGCAGCGGCUGGAGAUGGAGCAGCAAGGCCUGGGUCUGGGUCCCGCUGGGCUCCCACUCGGCUCCGGAGCUACUAACCCCGGUGGGGAUAGCCUGGCCCACAUGCCAUUCUACAAUACUGAUCUGCCCCAAGACUUCAUGCAGCCCUCUAGGCCUCAACAACAACAAGCACCACUACAUCAGGGGCAGCUAGGUCACAUGUACCCCCAACAGGGCAACGGGGCCUUCAUGCCAGGGGGCGAGCGCAGGCCUAUGCCCGGGACUGGGGCUUUUGGUGGUCCCGAGAUGGGUCCCAAUUUCCGUCCCAAAAACCCCAUGCUGCAGGGGCUCAACUUCCCCUCGGGACAGCCCCGUCCCGCCGGAUUCGGAGGCCUUGGGAUGAAGCCCCAGGGUGGGGGCGGAGGCGAGGGACAGGGACCACUGUUCGGAAUGAACUCAUCCACCCCCCUGCCUCCCAACUACCCCGGCUCAGGCCAAUCCUUGAUCCAGCUCUACUCCAACAUCAUCCCAGAGGAGAAGGUGAAGAAGAAGAGGAACAGGAAGAAGAAGAGAGACUCUGUCGACGACGCAGACUCGGUCAAGACACCAUCCACUCCCCACUCGGACCUCUGCUCCCCGCUGACGCCCUCCCGCGUGUCUGACACCUCAUCCACCCGGAGCCUCAGCAUUCCCGGAGAGCAGGAUCUGUCCGAUCUUUUCCUCCCAGUGGGGUCCUCGGGUUUGGCCCCUUCUUCGGAACUGGAGAGGCAGCUCUCAGGCAGCAGCUUAGCCCAGGGUGGCUGCUCCAGCAUGGGCUCAGAGAAUGACCGGGCCUCCCUGUUUGACGAAACCCUCCAAAUCAAGCUGGAGAGGAUAGAGACUGAGUGCAGAGGGGCCGCGGUGGCCAACGAGGGGUCUGGCUUGGGGCACGUUCCCCGAGCCGUCGGGACAGUAAAGGUGGAGGAGGGAAGCGAGGGGGGGCUCUCUUCGCCCCUCCACGGCGCAAAAGGUGGCGACACAGGGAACAAGCUGCUUAUGCACCUGUUGAAGAACAAGAGCACGCCCAAUGCCAACCAGACCCCUCCCACACAGCAGAUGUCCUGUGACAAACUGCGCUCAGAGCAGGAGGCAUCAUCAGACCGCAAAGCCACCGCCAGGCCGGCAUCCACCGCCAACAACAUGACUCCCCGACGCAGUCUGCUGACAGGAAGCAUAGAGCUAGAACCCUCGGUGCUGGAGCAGGGCAAGAGGAAGCAGCAACGCAACAAACGGACGCCCAAAAACGGGGCGGAGAAACCACCAUCAUGCUACAAGAGGAGGAAGAAGGAGGAAGAGGAGAGGCAGAUUGGUUAUUCCAGUACUGACGCUCUGAUGACCCAGCUCAAACAGCAGCUUUCCCUGUUGCCCCUGGUAGAGCCCCUGAUGGGGGUCAACUUUGCUCACUUCCCCCCCUUCGGCAGCGGGCAGCUGAACGGGGAGAACAGGCUGUCAGGCUCCUUUGGCAGCGCUUCGCUGGGUGGCGUGUCAGACUACUACUCCCAGCUCAUCUACAAGCAGAACAACUUGAGCAACCCACCCACCCCUCCAGCAUCACUCCCUCCCACGCCGCCCCCCAUAGCGAGGCAGAAGAUGGUCAACGGGUUCGCAACGGCCGAGGAGCUCACCAGGAAAGCUGCAGUCUCAGGUGGCCAUGAUGUGAUCAAAGGUCUGGAAGCCAAGCAGCUGCCUACAGCAUUCCGGACAGAGGAAGACCUGCUGGCCCAUGUCAUCACCCAGGGGCCCAAGACAGUGGAUGUACCCGCCUCGCUCCCCACACCACCCCAUAACAACCAGGAGGAACUCAGGAACCAGGACCAUUUUGUGGACAGGGACACCCCUGAUAGCUUCGUCCCCUCCUCGUCCCCCGAGAGUGUGGUCAGCAUGGAGAUCAGCCGCUACCCCGACUUGUCAAAUGUCAAGGAGGAGCCCCCCUCUCCUUGCUCCUCCCCUGUCAUACCCAUGCUGCCUAGCUCCAGCGGGAAAGGGACUGAGAUUAACCAAGAGGUCAAGACUGAACCCUCAAGCUCCUUCUUUGGGUUCGGACAGGCUCCCUCCUGCUCCACAGCUGGCCUGGUAUCCAUAGCUAUCACCUUGAAUCCGGUCGCAGCGGAGAACAUCCCUGGCAUGGUGGCUGCGGUGGCCGACCUGCUGUGUGUGAACAUCCCCGUUAGCUACGAGGUGAGCCGCGGCCCCGAGCGUAGCUCCCUGGCCCUGCUGGCUGGAGUCCAGGUACCUCAGAUCCAGGGCAUGGACCCCCACCACGCGGCCAUGUUCCCCCAGCACCAGCAGCCCUCCACCAUGAGGUUCCUGAGACCCCCCGGACCGCCCAACCAUCAGCCACCUACCAGCGCUGGUACGGCUGCCAGGGGAGACGGGCCUAAACCCCUGUGGUGCUGCCACUGCAAGGUGCUGGUUCUGGGAAAUGGAGUCCGCAUGUCCACCAAAGACCUACCCUGCAGCAAACGGGAGAGACCGGACCGGGCGGGGGGCAGCAUGGUCUUCUGCAGCCAUAACUGUUUCGUCCUCCACGCCACUGCCACACAGUCCAAAGCCACGGACAGUAAGCCAAACAUGUCUCCUCUCUUGCCUGAGUCGUCGGUCAAAGAGAGCCCAUCCAAGGUGCUCCACCAAUAUAGUAACAACAUGUCCACACUGGACGUCCACUGCCUGGCCCAGCUGCAGCCCAACCAGUCGCCCUCCUCCAGCACCCAUCUCAUCUCCUUCCCCGCGGAGAAACCCAAGCCGGACACCCUCAAGGUGACGGUCAAGCUCAAGCCAAGGCCCAGGGCGGUCCACUCAGCUAGCGGGGGAUGUGAUGACAUGUCGCCGCCGCGCCACCACAAGCGCUGGAAGGGCCUGCGUUGGCGCAAAUGGAGCGUGCACAUUGUUGUUCCCACUAGGGGCACCCUACUGUCCUCUCUGCCCGGUGAGGAAGAGGUGGACGAGUUGCUGAGGAAGCUGGGUGCCUCUCUGCGUCCCGAUCCCCUUCCCCGUGACCUUCGGCGUUGCUGCUUCUGCCACGAGGAGGGUGACGGCAUGACGGACGGGCCCGCCCGGCUCCUCAACCUGGACCUAGACUUGUGGGUGCACCUCAACUGCGCACUGUGGUCAUCGGAGGUGUACGAGACGCAGGCGGGCGCCCUGAUCAACGUGGAGCUGGCGCUGCAUCGGGGCAUGGCGGUGCGCUGCGCCUACUGCCAGCAGACGGGCGCCACCAGCCGCUGCCACCGGUUGCGAUGCGCCAACGCCUACCACUUCACAUGCGCCCUCAAGGCCCAGUGCACCUUCUUCAAGGACAAGACCAUGCUGUGCCACCUGCACCGGCCCCGGGGCAUUGGCGGCGGCGAUGGGAGAGGAGGUGACAGGGCCGUGGCGCCCGCCGCUACCCACCACGACCACGAGCUGCGCUGCUUCGCAGUGUUCCGCCGUGUCUAUGUGCAGCGCGAUGAGGCGCGGCAGAUGGCCAGCAUCAUGCAGCAUGGCGAGCGCCGGCACACGUUCCGCGUGGGCAGCCUGGUGUUCCACACUGUGGGUCAGCUGCUGCCCCAGCAGAUGGCCGCCUUCCACUCGGCCAACGCCAUCUUCCCCGUAGGCUACCGGGCCAGCCGCAUCUACUGGAGCACGCGCCACGGCAACCGCCGCUGCCGCUACCUGUGCUCGGUGGAGGAGAACGAGGGCCGGCCAGAGUUUGUGGUGCGGGUGAUGGAACAGGGCUACGACGACCUGGUGCUCACCGGCGCCUCACCCAAAGGUGUCUGGGACAAGAUUCUGGAGCCUGUGGCUGAGCGGCGUAACGAGUCUGGAACUCUGAAACUUUUCCCCGUCUACCUCAAGGGAGAGGACCUGUUUGGAUUCACCGUCACUGCCGUCACCAGGAUCGUGGAAUCGCUCCCUGGAGUGGAGGCCUGUGAAAGUUACACUUUCCGUUUUGGACGCAACCCUCUAAUGGACCUUCCCUUGGCCAUCAACCCAACUGGCAGUGCCCGCUCGGAACCCAAGACCUGCACCCAUGUCAAGAGGUUGGUGUUAAGAUCUCACACUUUGUCCAGCACCGGUGGCUCCUCUAAAUCCAUGCAGACGGUUGGCAACGUGGGUGUGGCGGAAGCACCAGAAGAGGUGACCCCCAAGCAGUUUGCAUCCGUCCCCUUCCAGUACCGACGCAUGAAGGCAGAGUGGAAGAGCAACGUCUACCUGGCGCGCUCCCGCAUUCAGGGGUUGGGUCUGUACGCCGCCAGGGACAUUGACUCCCACACCAUGGUGAUUGAGUACAUCGGCACCCUCAUUCGCAACGAGGUCGCCAACCGGAUGGAGAAGAUGUACGAAUCCCAGAACCGUGGAGUCUACAUGUUCCGCCUGGACAGUGAGCAUGUCGUCGAUGCCACCAUAACCGGCGGACCAGCAAGAUAUAUCAACCACUCCUGCGCCCCCAACUGCAUCGCAGAGGCCGUGAGCUUGGAGAGAGGUGAUAAGAUCGUCAUCAGCUCCUGCCGUAAUAUCCAGAGAGGAGAGGAGCUGUGUUACGACUACAAAUUUGACCUGGAGGACGACCAGCAUAAGAUCCCUUGUCACUGUGGUGCGGUUAACUGCCGGAAAUGGAUGAACUAGAACAGAGACAGAGUUGCGGCAAAAGCGGGCAACGACACACACAUGCAUUCCUUUUUGUCUUAUAGGCUUGUUGGUUCAUACGCUGGAAAACAUUACUUUAAAAAAAGACAACUUAGAGGGAAUUGAAUGACCGCAGAACUGUUAGAGAAGACUAAAGAGGGAAGAGGCAGAAAUACUUUUUAUAAGGCUGUGAGCAGAGUCUUUCUCUCAGCAAAAUAGAAUGGAGAUGGAUUUUUGUUAAUAUAAAAAGUGUGAGAGGGUAGUGGGUAAAUGGGUUGAGUUUUGUGCUGGCCACCGCCUUAUUUAGUUAUCGAGAGGCAGGUCCUCCGGAUUAAGAAAUAUAUAGUUACAGAAAUGUAGACGCCACUGAACAAGGAAUGUACAGAGAGGACUUCCUUAGGGACAAAGCUAAGGGAAUAUUAACUUGCACUAAAACAACAAAAUUAGUUGAAUACUUGAUUCCAUGAGUCAGUUUGUUUUUGAUUUAUGUAAAAUAAAUAUUUUUUUGUAUUUAUCAAAUGAAGUUAUUUUUUUAAAAUGAGGAGCAAGUCACCGGCAAACUGCUGCCCAGGUUAUCCGUCUAAUCAGAACGUGUUACUAUAUACAAAGUGUAAAUAUUUGUAAAAAAUAAAAAUAAUAAAAAGGUUAAUCACCCAAAUGCUACCUUUAACUUCAUGGCUGUUUGGGUGAUUCUUUCGUUUUUUUUUUUUUUUCAACAAAAAAGUAUUUAAGAAGGAUAUCAUUGAGUUUCUCCUGUAUAAAAUUGUGUAAAAAAGUCCAGAGUAUUUUGGUUGUAUUUUGAAUGAAUACGUUUUCAGUUUCUUUAAUUUUCCGUUUACGUCAAUUUCUGUUUGCAUUGACACGCGCAAUCAAAGAAUUGCAGCGCGCCAAUCACAUUGAGACUAAUGUGACAUCCUAACCUUAGUUAAAUCAGAUAUUAACGUAGAAUUAGAGAACUGUGAUUUUAGGUUGGAAAUCACCCACACCAUUGGUUAGCUUCUUUAACUGUAUCAUACGCACAGUAGUCUCAGAUUUACCUCAUGCAGUUAAUUAACAUACGGACACGUGUUAAAUAUAUAAUGCCUUUCACUUACCAGUUGAAGGAGAUUCCAUUAUGCUUUUGACAUAACAUUUGUGUUUUGUUUACAUUUCUUUUGAGGAAAACAUGCUGGCUAGUUGAGAAAAAUAUGGUAUGAUUGACUCAAUCACAAUCUGAAUCUGGUCCUAGCAUUUUGCUGACCAGUUUGAAAUGAAGUUUUCAUUUGUGUGCACAAAAGUCGGCAUAUUCAGUGUCAUUGUAAUAAACAGUACAUGGCAUAUGUUUUAAACUUUCAGAAGAAUCAAUUGUACAUAAUUUUCCUUAAAUGGUUGUAAUGAAAUUUGUUUCUUGGAUUUUCUCCUCGUACAAUAUUCAGACAUUUUAACAGUGUUUAUUUUCUUCGUCCUGUAUAGUAGCAUCUAAUGUUUUUAAAAAAUGAAGCCUUUUUAAAGUAUACAGAGUGAUGGGUUUUGGAGUUUGUGGAAUCAGAUUUAGGAUCAUUUACAACAAAUAAAAUAUUUUACAUCUGAAAUUUGCCAUUUCCUUUAUCUCAAUUCUGUGGGAGGAAAUGGACCAAACUUUGUCAGCCAAGUAAGAAUUUGAAUCAAUCAAUUGCAAAUUAGUCAAGGGAUGUUCAUACUUCAAUUAAACAUUUAUUUGGUUGCCUCAUUUGCAAGAGAAUUACUAAACUGCACAGUAUACAUAAGAAAUGACAUUUGGUUAAGAAAGAAAAAAAAAAAACUUUCCAAACUUGUUCAACCAUCAUAGCUCACUA
Coregonus clupeaformis (lake whitefish) is the source of this 18971-nucleotide messenger RNA. RefSeq names its product histone-lysine N-methyltransferase 2C. The record is from RefSeq and is a predicted model, not a curated record. Gene Ontology annotation, biological process: positive regulation of transcription by RNA polymerase II. The coding region runs from base 823 to 17157 and encodes 5444 amino acids. Gene Ontology annotation, cellular component: nucleus; MLL3/4 complex. Lineage: Eukaryota; Metazoa; Chordata; Actinopteri; Salmoniformes; Salmonidae. Gene Ontology annotation, molecular function: histone H3K4 methyltransferase activity; histone binding; transcription coactivator activity. The transcript is spliced from 60 exons.